Molecule: messenger RNA, 7250 nt
Organism: Micropterus salmoides (largemouth bass)
Lineage: Eukaryota; Metazoa; Chordata; Actinopteri; Centrarchiformes; Centrarchidae
Product: complexin-3-like
Exons: 3
Coding region: 5028-5576 (182 amino acids)
Biological process (GO): synaptic vesicle exocytosis; regulation of neurotransmitter secretion; neurotransmitter transport
Cellular component (GO): terminal bouton; SNARE complex
Molecular function (GO): syntaxin binding
Source: RefSeq, a predicted model, not a curated record
CAAUCAACUACUAUGGCUUCAACAGGUGGCAUUUUAUGCAAGGUAUCCAAUGAAGUACUUUAUUGGUAUCACUUUAAGGGAACUGGUUUUGGUACUGGUAUCGUUAAAUUUUAAACAAUACCCAACCCUAAUCAUAACUAAUAUUUCUUUCAGGUAAGUUUUUGUAUCAAAAUAAAUGAGUGGAAACACUCACACAAAUUAAUUUACAAAAAGCAGCAUGAUUGUAAGUAUUUUGGGAUAAACAUGUAAAACCACCGCAUAUUGUCUUUUCUGUAUGCAAGUGAAUCAAGUCUGCUUCAAAAUGUUAAAAUUAAUCUCUAAAAUUUAGAGGAUAUAGAUACAAAAUCCUAAGCUUGCAGAUCCUCGUGGCCCCCAAAUGUCCUUCAUUCACUACGUGUUAGCAAGUAGUAGCUAAUCAGCUCAAUUGCAAAUUGGUUUGCAAGAAAAUUUGCACCACUGCAGCACAAGCUUUUGUCUCUAUCUUGUUGAAGUGACCAUGCAUCCAUCCAUCCAUCGUCAACCACUUAUCCUGUAUACAGGGUCGCGGGGGGCUGGAGCCAAUCCCAGCUGACCUCGGGCGAAAGGCGGGGUACACCCUGGACAGGUCGCCAGUCCAUCGCAGGGCCAAACAUACACAAACCACCAGUCACCUAAGGACAAUUUAGGGUCACCAAUCAACCUAGUCCACAUGUCUUCGGACGGUGGGAGGAAGCCGGAGCACCCAGAGAGAACCCACGCAGACGCGGGGAGAACAUGCAAACUCUACACAGAAAGGCCGAGAUGACCGGGGUUCGAGCCCGCAACCUUCUUGCUGUGAGGCGACAGUGCUUACCACUGCCCCACUGCCCAUCCUAAGGUAGCCUAUAUAUGAUCAUUUAAAAAGUAAAUUUGUAGUUUUAUGGUAAUGCAUUACCAAAAAACAUAGUCAUAGUCAUUAGAUGAAUGUAGUUCUUCUCUUCUUGUGUUUUGAUUGAGGCCUUUCAGAUCAUCACCCAGAGUACGGUCUACACGUAGGCCUAUGUCACACACACACACACUUCACGUUUACCUCCAGCUGUCCUCUGGCAUAUUGAUGGAGUGCAGCUCAACAGAGAGCAUGGUCACAAGGCUGAGCGAGUGAGUGCGCUUGCCAGUUUUCCUCUUCUUCAGCCUUGACAGAGCUGAGAGAGACUGAUUAUGUGUGUUUGACUGAAUGAGAACUUAUUCCUGAGGUGUGUGUUUUUUGUGGGAUUUUAUGUGUGUAUUUAGUGAGAGUAUGUAUGUAUGAUGUAUCUUCUUCCUUUGUAAUGCUAAAAGUAAUUUUAGGUUGUUAAUUAGAAGGAAUGAUCUUAAAAAUAAGACUUUUUAAUGUGUGCAUGGAAACACGAUGAAGGACAGUAAGUCAAUAUCUCUUUGUGUGUAUGUUAAAAGACUUGAUCCCAUUUACUUGUUGUUUAUCAAUACAGAACUUUUGUAUCUUUUUAAAACAAUAUUUAACUGUUAUGACACUGUCACUUGUCUUCACAUAUUUCAUAAGAAACAACAGGAUAAUUUCAAGUAUACAGUAUUUAAAAAUAUAUAUAUUUUCAAUUAUACUUGACAUUUUAUGUGUUUAAAUUUUGGGACUAAAACGACGUGUUCAUUAGGACCCUGAAUGAAAACCGUUAUUUUUUCCAGUUUAAUUAAAAUUUUCACAACAAAUAGAGGAACGCCUGGGUGAAGCUCCUGCCGCAACUCAGAAAGAAAAGUAGGCUUUAAACAGGUGGUUUGACAGGUUGAGACACCCUCACACUGCUGUCAUCUGCUCCAGCCUUGGAACAAAAAGGCCAUGGAAGACAUGUCUGUGCCAAAACUUUCCUUAAUAAAUCAUUAUUUUAGUCUUUCCAAGUUCAAGUACUGUUCUCUACCAUAGACCUGAAACCCGUGCUUUGUGGCAUGUGGUUGUGUUUUAAGAACUACAUACAGAACUCCAAUACAGAACUUUAAUAUGGCAUACUCCCUUUUAAUCCCCCCAAAAAGUGAUAAUUGAAAAGUGAUUUUUUUUUACAUUUACAAUUAUACAAAGUACAAUGUAUGUCAAAUCUGUUCUCUGAAUUUGAACCCACACUAAUUAUGAGCAGUGAGCAGCCACUGCAGCGCCCAGGGACCAGCGUCAAAUCUAAGCCAGAGCACUGACUGGAGAAAUGAACCCAAACAUACAUGUUUUAAUUGAGAGCCAUUUAAAUAAAUAUCUAUUCAAAGAUGUUAUGUUCAAAUAGCACAAAAGUGAAUCCCCUGAUGGUCAUGUUGGCUUUAUUCAAAGGAAUCAUUUCAGAUUUUAAUGUAUUUAGGUCAUCAUGCUAAUGUAUUAUGAUGAUAUGUAUAUUUAGUAUUUUUGAAAUUAAAUUUAUAUCUAUCUUACUGUUUGAGCUGAGGUCAUGCCUCUCGUGAGUUAAUGCAUGAGAACAUGUGUGCGAUUGUGUGUGUGUGUUCAUGUGUUGGUGUCAGCGACCGCCUGUCACGUGUUGGAAGCUGAUCCGCCUGAGAAUCCUUUAAGUGGCUCUGGUUCAACCACACAACCCGACAGUACACAGUGGAUUUGACAAAGUGUACAAUACUUAUCAAAAGUCAGCUUGAGUAUAAUAGUAAUUUAUAGCAGUUAUGUUUAGUUACUGUGCAUGAUGUAAUGAGUAGGACCAUAUAUUAACAUAUUUAACAAAUUUCAUAUGUAGACUCUCCCUCUGUUUCUCCCAUCUUCCUGUAUCUGAUCUGAACCUGCUUGUAGAAAAGGACUGCUGACACAGGACCAACUCAACCUCCCUACCUUCAGUUGUAAACGCCUGCACCUUGGAAGAGUAAACUGAUCCCAGAUCUGUUACAUGAACAUGAGUUUGAAGAGGUGUGGCUUUUGUUGGUGAUCUUGUUAAAGGAUUAAAGCCUCAUCACCUGUUAGAAAUUGAAGUGCUCUGUGCAGCAGGGUGGAAACCAAACACAAAGAGGGUAAGUGUGUGCUCACGAGACGUGCAGGCUAUGUGAUGUCAAUGCCAAAUAGGGCAUUAGAGUAGGCCGUAGAGAAAAAAAUCACCAUGGGGUCAUUGAAGGAAAACAUUAAAACAUAGAAAAUGACAAAAGGAAAUCAGGAGAAGUGCUCGAGCACAUUCUGAGAAAAGACACGGGUAACACUUUACUUUAAAGCCCCCGUAAUUAGCAGUUAUCAGUAGUAUACAGUAUAAAGAUCUAAUGAAAGGUUUAAAACACACUAUAAUGUAGUUGUGAGUAGAUAUAAGUAUUUAUUAAUGUAUUGUCUAUAACACCUCCUGGAGGCAGCCCCGUGUAGAGGCCUGAAUAUAAACAGAUCAUGAAUGACAAAAUAGUCAAAUUAAGAAGCGGUUAUAAAUGUUAACUAAUACUAUACAGUGUUAAACACUUCAAAUAUCCAUAUAUCUGCUCACAACAACAAUUAAUAAAUGUUUCUUUAGUACUUAUAAAUGCUUAAUAGGGGGACUUAAAGUAAAGUUCUCACACAUACAUCAUCUGCAAACUGUAGUUAUGUGUUAACAAUAAAUGAAAAUAAGGAAAUCAAUGGAUUAGUAGAAUAAAAUUGCAUGAAAAAGCAUUUUAGUUUAGAAGUUUUUAAAAAAUGAAUUAAUAAAGGAGGAUAAAUAAGAGGAAAAAAGAUUCCUCCCAUGGUCUCCCAAACUAAAGAAAUUAGCAGUAUUGUAUAUUUACUUGAUGCAAAUGAUACUGAAUUUGCUUAACAUGCAGCAGAAAGUUUUCUUACCUCUUAUGUCUUUUUCAAGUUUUCAUUGUAAGAUAAUACGUUUUCUUGUUAAACACAACGCCUUCAGUAGUUGUACUGCAACAUCAGGUGAUCUCAUAUCUUUUCUUUGUGCUGCAUCCCUCAUCCUUUAUCACUUGAAGAGAUUGUUGUGUACACUUCUAGCAUUUGUUUCAUCAACAGAAUAUGAAAUAACAUGCUCUGCAUCUUUAACCAAACCUCAGCAUUGACAUUUUUUACUUUGUUGGAGAAAUUAAUUGGGGUGGCUUCACUCUGUCACUUCCUCUUUAACAGUUUGGGCAGCUUUUUGGUCCAUCUAUCAAUACUUUUCUCUUAUCUCCCUAUGACUCAGACUCUGCUGUUGUAGACCACAGUCUCUCCAUCCAGGUGUCUCUUUGUUUUAUUUCCCCUUCCAAAUCUGCGCACAUCUCUGAAUAUCUAGUGAGCCAAUCAUGUUCUUAUAAGAAAGUGAAAAGGUGUUGGAAGUUAAAUCUGAGUUGCAUGACACUGAUGUGAGGCCCGUGAAUGCAUGCAUGUGUCACUCAACAUGACAUCAGCUAGUGCCAGCUCUAAAUCUUCAUCACAAACACGUGAGUCAUCGUGUGCUAAUGAGAUUCCCCUCAUUAAGUCCUUUAAGUGGUAAUCUUUAUAGGAGACUUGAGAGGUGCAAAGAGGGAAGCAGAAGAAGCAAAGGCUGAAACCUGGCCCAGCAAACUUAAAUUUUCUCCUUCUUGUGGAGCGUCUUCUGUUGUUUCUUUUUGUUUUCUAAAACGAUUGUCUGGUUACAAUGGAGGCAAUCUGGCCAGAGCUUUAUCAGGAUUUUAUGCUGUGAGCUUUUGGCCAACUGUAGCUGCUUGCAUAGGUAAGAAAACUGUGGACUGGAAAACAUCCUGAACCAAGUUAAUGUUGCGUGUAGAUAAAUAGUGACAAAUGGUCUGAAAAAUAACCUGUUCAGUAUGGUUGAGUAUGACAUUUUAUUUUUGUCUAUUUUUGUUCUUGUGUGCUUUCCCUUUUAUUACUUCCCUUCCCUGUACAUGACCCUUCAUCUGUGUGUGUAAUCUUUGUAAGCAGGUGUCUGAGAGCGAGAGUGUCAUUAAGUCUGUGUGUCUGAGCCUUGUCUACUGUCCUUGUCCUUGGCGUGUCUGAACCGGAGUUAAUGUCAGACUGUGUGUCCUCGUGUCAGAGCAACACAACAUGAGUGAAGGGGAAAACCAUUCUGUACUCACACAUCAUAUAUCAAAGAAGUAAGGGUUUUGGUUGUUACCUCCCAUCCUGAGCACUCCGGUGCAUCAUGGAGGCUGUGGUGAGAGUAAAGAAAUCGCUGAGGACACCCAUUAGGAAGCUGACCGGCUGUGUGUCGGGGGUGAAGGAGAGGAAGUUGUGUGCCAGACGCAGGAACAGGAGGGGCAGAGGUGGGAGAGGAAGCGGAGGAUGCAACAGGUUGGGGAGGACCCCUCCUCUCCGAGCUGCACACCCCAAAGAUCCGUCAAUCAUCCGAUCAUACCAGGCAGACCUGGAGAAGGAGAGGAAGCUGCGGGAAGAAAUGAACGCUCAGAAGAAUGCAGAGAGAGCUGCUAUGAGAGCUCACUUCAGGAGAAAAUAUCAGCUGUCUGAGAACUCCAAGGACACAAACCACCUGAGGUCUGUUGGGGGGAAAGUGUCGCUCCCCCACAAGCUGUUGAAGAUCGUUCAUCCUGAAACCAAAACCAAGGACAAUGGCUUCAACCUGCUGAGUGCCUUUCAAGGCCUCAGUUUUGGCACAGCAGCACUCACAGGGGGGAAACACAGCAAGACGUCCACUCUUGCACAAGAAAGUUGGGCCUCUUGUAAAGUCAUGUGAUCAGGGGAGAGCGGGGUGAGUUGAGCCAGUUUUUACUUGAGGUGUCUUUAAAGUGAACACAUGGCAGUAAUGUCUCCAACUAAAAUAUGUAAUAUAUAUCAGGAUGUGGUGCAUCCCUGGGAAUAAUCACUAUGUAACUAAAAUACACUGUUUUCAAAAUAUGACUUUCCAAAAGAAAGUGCCCCUCUUGGCUCAACUUGACCCCAGUGAGGGGUAAGUAGAGCCUAGGGAGAGGAUAAGGUAUGCCACAUGGGGGUCAGGGACAUCAGUGUAAUUUUGAUGUGCCCAACUCAAAUGCCAGUUCAUGUAUUGACUUCCCAUUAUGUAUAUAUAUAAAUGCAUGGAGUGAUGGUUUCAUUUUGGUGAUAAAAUAUAAUAAUGCAAUGUAGAAUUACACAAUAAUCAUGACUCCUUGAACAUAAAAAUCUAUCACUUAUUUCAUGGGCCUCUCUCCAUCACAGAGUGAGUAAAAUGGAUGACUUUUCAAAAAUGUGUCGUCACAUGACCAAUUUUAGUUAUGGGUACUGAGAAACAGGGGGUGGCUCAACUUCCCCACAGGCUCAAAUCAUCCGUCUCUCCUCUAUGUCAUCACAGGGACCAUCAGUACUGUAUACCGCCUUCUGAUUGUGCUAGUUGUUAAAAGAAAAGCAGGGCAAAUACCCUCAUACAUAACUACUGCUUAAAAUCUUACAUCAGACUCAGUCCAAUCAUCUCUGUCACACACAAUGAAACCAUGUUAUUGACACUGUCUUUUUGUACUUAUUUUUUCUUCUUCUUUGUAGCAAUAGCAGUGUUUAACUGUCAGAUAAUUUAAUAUCUCAUAUAAACAAUGAACCAAAUAUUAAUUGAAGUGGGUUGAGAAUGUGAUCAAACCUGUAAAUGUAAUGAAUUAAAUGUAUACAUACACCAGUCAGUGAAAGCUAACUCACAAGUGAUGUUAUAUUUUGUUUUAACCGAUACAAUAAUGAUAUUGAUUAAUAAAACAAUGACUCAAGUUAACAUUGCUGAGGUGUUGGGGGUCAAUAAAAUCAUUACAUGAUCAGUUAAAUAAUCAGUAAUACUCUUUUGUUAAUGAGAUUCAUAAUUAGGUUUUCACAUUUUCUGUCAACUGUUGAUCACAUUUGCUCCCCAUUUAGAUCCUCAUUUAGUUAUAUUCUAAUUACUCAUUAGUUUAUAAUAUACAUAAUAAAAUAUAGAAGCUACAGUAGCUAAUUUCUUCUUACAAGGCUAUCUCAUCUCUCUAAAUUUAGAGAGAUGUGACAUUUAGAGUCGAAAUGAUAUAGAUCCAGUUGGGCGAUCUAUAUACACAAGUAAGGAACCUCAGGGCGACAUGUUGACGUUUUGUCACACAUUCACAGAAGUAAUGAAAUAACAUCCAGUGUACUCAUUUUGUAUAUUUGAUUAACUGAGAAAAUGUUUUUUUGUUGUUAUUUGUGUGUACAUGAGCCAAAUUGUAUCUGUAAUGUAUAUGAGCCAAGUUUUAAGCCAUUAGUUUCUUGAUUGUCAUUGAGUUGAUAAUGGUGAGAAAAUAGUCUUAAGGUGCCUAAUCAAAGGUUUUUAUACAAGAGGAAGCAGAAACCCUACAAAAUAAUAUAGAGUAGUCGACAGUCAUGGUCUUUUUUUGUUUUGUUGGAUAGCUGUGUCAAAAACCUAUAAUAAAGACAUGUUUGACCA